UCCUCUUUCUCUCUCUUCCUCUUUCUCUCUCUAUCUCUCUCUCUACUACCCUCCCCUCCACUCUCUCUCUCUCUCCUUCCCCCUAUCGAUCCAUCUCUCCUGCCCCUUCAGAAACCCUAACCCUAGCCCGAUCUCUCUCCCGCGGCCCCUCCUCUCCGCCUCCGCCGCGAUGUCGGGCGAUUCGGCCCCGGCGCCGCCCGCCGCCGCCGGAUCCUCGCCGGAGAUCCGCCCCCCGCAGCCGGAGCCCGCCGCCCUCGCCCCGAGGAAGGCGCGCUUCCCGCGGGCCUGCACCUCCCGGCCGGCGGCGCCGAAGGCGCCGGCGCCGCCGCCGGAGCGCCGGAAGUCGGCGCGGAGGGAGAAGGAGGAGCAGAAGCAGGCCAGCAGCCGCGUGAUCACGCCGCUGGUGCCGGAGCCGGCCCCCGCCGACCUCCCCCGGUGGGACCUCCGCUCCAUGUGGGAGCUCGCCUCCGUGCUCAACUUUCUCCAUGUUUUCAGGCCGCUUCUCAACGUUGCGGUGGAGUUCUCCGCUGAGGAGCUCGAGACGGCGCUGAUUACCCCCAACAGCACGCUGGACGACGUUCAUAUGCCUCUCCUGAAGGCAAUCCCUCCUGUAACCCGGAUGGCUCUAGGACGUGCAACCUGGGUUACAGUAUUGUGUAGGAAGUUAAAAGACUGGUGGUAUUGGGUUGCGGAAGGUGAAAUACCAAUUGUUGCAUCUCAUGGUGCGGAGAUCGAAACAUACAAGACGCUUGAUCCUGCAACUCGUUUGCUGAUCUUGAAAGCAAUAUGUGACAUCCGUGUUGAGCAAGAAGAUAUUCGAAAUUAUAUUGAAGAUUCUUUAAAACAUGGUACUCAUCUUUCGGCAUUUCGUAAAGAGCGGAUAGGGGGCGAUGCCUAUGGAGUUUCCUACUGGUAUGAAGAUGAUCCAAUUAUUGGUCAUCGACUUUACCGUGAAAUCAGAUCUGUUGAGGCAAAGAAGUUGAAAGCAAAAGGAGUUUCAUCCCGUCCACUUGUAUCUUAUCGGUGGGAAACAGUUGCAACCAACUUUGAUGAAUUUCAAGAAGUUUCGGAUAAACUUUUUUCUAGUAAGAAUAGGACAGAAGUGUCACUUGGGAAGAAGUUGAAGAUCGACUUUCUUCCCGAUAUUGAGAAGAUUCACAAAAGGAAAGAAAGGUUGUUGAAAAAACAACAAAGGGAAGCCCUUCUUCUUGACAGCUAUUUGACGGCAGAUGGGCUUUCCUCAGGUCGCUCCCUUCGUGAUAGGAAACCUGUCACGUAUACAUUCGAUGAUUAUGACCGUUCAAUUAACGAGGCUAUAAAAAUAACCAAGAAAAGGCAGAACUCACCAGAAAAUGUUGUUAGAAGAGUAGUGCCAAAACCUGAAGGAUCAACUAACGGUAAACCAAAUGGUCCAUCCCUAGUAGCUCAUGAGUCCUUUGAUGCACCCUCGCCUAAAUCAAAUGACUAUGAAGAAUCAGACGGAGAACAAGAUGAGCAUCUUGAUCGCAGCAACCGGCGGAGAAAGCGUCCUCAAAGGUACUCUGAGGACUUUGUCGAAGCUGUUUCGGAUAUCGAUGCGGGCUUCGACAGUGAUGAUGAUAUAGUAGGUGAAGCCGUUUACGACGAGGAAUACCUUAGAAGCCGGAAGCAACAGAAGGUCUCAAGUGCUUCCGAGGAUGAUGAGGAGUAUAACGGCGAGGGAGAAAAUGCCGAAGAUGAUGAAGAAGAAGAGGAAGAGGAAUACUCUUUGAGCACUAGUGAAGAUUUAGAAGAUAAUCGCCGGUACAAGAAGUUACCAACUCGAAGCAGGAGAGCAACGAAAUUGAGGUCGGUCGACGAGCUCCAGACGGGCCUUAGGCGCAGCAAGAGGGCCACCCGCCUCCGCGUUAACUACCGGCAAUACGAGCUGUCGGAUACGGAACAAUCAGAUUCCGGAAAGAAAGGCAAAUCCAAUGAAUCGGAUGGCCAUUCGGAUGCCACUGAUGAUAUGGAGCUUUCUACGGCGAGCCAAGAUCAAGAAGAUGACGAAGGGAGCGAAGAAGUACGUACAGAUGUUAAAGUAAUUCAGAGCUUCCCAGAUGAUGUUGACGAGCAGCAUCAGCAGUUCCAGCACCAGGAGGAAAAAGAGAAGACCGAUGCCCCGGCCGAAGAGAGGAACAGUGUGGAAAGAAGGUUUUUAGAUUUGAAUGAGCUCGCCCCGGGUAGCGCUUUCGACGACGGCCCUAGCACAGACAUAAAAACCGACGACAUGGGCAACGUAUAAAGCAUUUCCCUAAGGCUUCUGCAUCAGUAUUUCCUAAUGAAGUCUCUCUGUCCCGAUCUGAGGGUUUUGAUGGGUGUUCAAAGAGGUGGGCUGGGGCGGAAGGGAAUGUAUUACUAUCGUGUUAUUAGCGGAGGGGCGCGGCAGAGAAAAUUGAACUUGGCGGCGAGCUUCUUAUAUACAUUGGGGCCGGAUUCUUUAUACUGGGUCCCAGGUAUCUUACAGAUUGAAGUGGUGGGUGGGUUGCAGUGUUAGAGGUGGGGAGGAAGUUGUUUAUUUGGUUGUAUCUUAUUUUACAUUCUGGAUGUACACUACACUUUUAUGCUGAUUUUACAGCCAGAUUUCUGGGAGUUGAAUUGCUGCCAACCCCUUUUCAGUUAGGCGUUACUGUUCAAAAAAUGUAGCUGCGGAUGUACCUUUAACAUGGUCUACGAGAGCGAAAAAAACUUGUUCUUUUUAUUUGUGUU
Molecule: messenger RNA, 2727 nt
Organism: Ananas comosus (pineapple)
Lineage: Eukaryota; Viridiplantae; Streptophyta; Magnoliopsida; Poales; Bromeliaceae
Product: DDT domain-containing protein DDR4
Exons: 12
Coding region: 170-2263 (697 amino acids)
Biological process (GO): regulation of DNA-templated transcription
Cellular component (GO): RSF complex
Source: RefSeq, a predicted model, not a curated record